Molecule: messenger RNA, 2487 nt
Organism: Camellia sinensis
Lineage: Eukaryota; Viridiplantae; Streptophyta; Magnoliopsida; Ericales; Theaceae
Product: putative disease resistance protein RGA3
Molecular function (GO): ADP binding
Source: RefSeq, a predicted model, not a curated record
AUGGCGGAAACACUGCUCUUCAACAUCACAGGCCUAGUUCUCUCUAAACUAAGCUCCCUUGCUCUUGAUCAGCUCACUCUUUCUUGGGACACCAAAACCGAGCUGAAGAAACUCGAGAACACCCUCUCCACUAUCAGAGCUGUACUUCUCGAUGCGAAUGAGCAACAAGCGACCAACAAUGAAGUCAGAGACUGGCUCGAAAAGCUUCAAGAUGUUGUCUGCGAUGUCGAUGACUUGCUCGAUGAUCUUUCAACUCACCUCUUACUCCGAAAAUUGAAGUUCCAAACCAAUCUUCUUCAAAAGGUAUUGAUCUUUUUCUCGUGCUCGAAUUUGAUUGCAUUUCGAUUGAAGAUAGGUUAUGAAGUGAAGCAAAUUAGCGAGAGAUUAGAUGAGAUUGCCUCUAAUAAGAGAAUUUUUCACUUUAUAGAACAAGUUGGAUCGACCCUAAUUGCAAACAAAGUGAGGGAACAAAGUCAUUCAUUUUUGAGAGCAUCGGAUAUUAUUGGAAGAGAAAAUGAUAAAGGGGUUAUUGUAGAGCUCCUGCUGAGCUCUACUGAUAAUCACGACAAUGUUUCGGUCAUUCCUAUUGUUGGACUUGGGGGCCUUGGAAAGACUACUCUUGUUAAAUUGGUGUAUAAUGAUGAUAGGGUUGUGAAGAACUUUGAUUUAAGAAUGUGGGUGUGUGUUUCGGAAGAUUUCAAUCUCAAGCAGAUCAUAGAGAAAGUUGUCAGAUCCGCAACCGGGGAGAGCUUUGGCCAUCUAGAUAUGGACCAGAUGCAAGCUCGCUUGCGAGAUGUUUUAGAUGCCCAAAAAUAUUUACUUGUCUUGGAUGACGUAUGGAAUGAUGAUUGUAAUAAGUGGAUGGAAUUGAGAGAUUUGCUAAUUAAUGGUACUAGUGGAAGUAAAAUUGUCGUAACUACGCGUAGUAAAACUGUUGCAACAAUUACAGGCACGGUGAAUUCCACCUACAAUUUGAGGGGUCUUUCUGAUGAUGAUUGUUUCUCGUUGUUUUUGAAAUGUCCAUUUAGGGGAGAGGGAAAUUGUCACCCUAAUCUUGUGGAAAUAGGGAGGGAAAUUGUGAAGAAGUGUAGUGGAGUUCCUUUGGCUGUCAAAACGUUAGGGAACUUGUUAUAUAUGAAGAAUGAGGAGCGUGAUUGGUUGCGCAUAAGGGAUAAUGAUAUAUGGGAGAUGGAGCAAAAAGAGAAUGAUAUUUUGCCUAUAUUGCGUUUGAGCUAUGACCAAAUGCCAUCCUAUUUAAAGCAAUGCUUCACUUAUUGCUCAAUUUUUCCGAAAGGUAACGAAAUACCAAGGGAGGAAUUUAUAAAUAUAUGGAUUGCACAGGGGUUCAUUGAGUCGCCCAAGGGAAAUAGGCAAUUGGAAGAUAUUGGGAAUCAAUAUUUCAAUGAGUUAUUAUCAAGGUUUUGCUUUCAAGAUGUAGUAGAAGCAUUUGAUGGUGAAAUAUUGGCAUGUAAAAUUCAUAAUCUUGUACAUGAGCUAGCGCAGUCAGUGGCAGGUACAGAGUUCUCAUAUGUGAAGUUUCAUACCAAAGCCAUAACUGAAAGAGUCCGGCAUGUAUUGUUUCAAGAAGAAGAUUUUUCAGGGAAAGAACUUCCUGAAUUUUUACUUAAAGCAAGAAAUAUGCGGUCCUUUUCUUAUUCAUUUAAAGCUGGAUAUAUUGGAAAAUCCUUUGUUGAGACCAUUACAUUGAAUUUUAGGCACAUGCGUGUGUUAGUACUGAUUUCACUAGAGCUUGAGGAGUUGCCAAGUUCCAUCGGCAAGUUAAAACAGUUGAGGUAUCUUAACCUUAGCCGCAACUGUAACAUUAGAGCUCUUCCAAGUUCAUUAUGUGGGCUUGUGAAUCUGCAGACUUUGAAUCUCAUUAACUGUGAGCAACUUCAAGGUUUGCCCAGAGACAGUGGGAAGUUGGUUAACCUCAAAACCUUAUAUUUAACUUCAAAACAGAGGUUUUUACCAGAUAAAUGUCUCCAAGGCCUCAAUUCUCUUCAAUGUUUGUUGCUUUACAAAUGUGACUGCCUAACAUUACUGCCAGAAGGAAUGCAUCACCUCACUGCUCUACGAGUACUGCGUAUUUAUGAAUGCCCAAGAUUAGCCUCUCUUCCGAGCAGUAUCAAAUAUCUGACUGCUCUAGAGAAGUUGUGGAUUUGGGAUUGUCAAGAGCUUACUUUGUUGGAAGGGGAAGGCAUGGAAGGCCUAACCAGCCUACAAUCUCUACUUCUAAUGGGCCUCCCAAAGUUAAUUACUCUUCCCGAAGGACUUAAAGAGACAGCUGCAAGUAAUCUCCAGUAUUUACGUAUAGCUAAUUGUCCAAGUUUGACAGCAUUGCCAGAGUGGCUGCAAACCUUCACGUCGCUUCUAAGGCUCUACAUCGAUGAUUGCCCUAAUUUGUCAUAUUUACCAGAAGGAGUGCACCACCUCAGCGCAAAAGUGCACAUUAAUGGGUGUCCACAGUUGAAUGGACGAAACUGA